Molecule: messenger RNA, 600 nt
Organism: Oppiella nova
Lineage: Eukaryota; Metazoa; Arthropoda; Arachnida; Sarcoptiformes; Oppiidae
Source: the annotation of a GenBank genome assembly
UAUUCUUUUGGGACUUUUGUUGUCUCUUCUCUACGGACUCAUUGUUCCCAUUUAUGCCUUCAUUUUCGGCGCUUUCGUCGAAGUGUUCGCCACCGAAGACGACCCGCGAGACAUAUGGCGGCGCUGUUCGCCGUUCGCCUUCUAUUACAUCGGAAUAGCGGUCGCCGUCGGACUCAUAUCCGUCGCGCAAAUGACGGCUCUCGGAGUGGCCGGCGAACGGCUCACUCUGCGUCUGCGCAAACUCGCCUUCGACGCCAUUCUGCGCCAAGAGAUCCGAUGGUUCGACAGACAGGACAACAGUUGCGGCGCUCUUUGCGCGCGACUCUCGGCCGACGCCGCCAACGUCCAGGGCGCCUCGGGCUCGCGAAUGGCGAUCAUUUGUCAAGCGUUGUCCACUUUCCUCGCGUCCGCCAUCUUGGGAUUCGUGUUGUCGUGGAAACUGUCGCUCGUGGCGAUGCUCUUCAUCCCCUUCAUCCUCGUGGGGUCGGCGGUGGGCGCCUCCGUCGACAACUGGGAGCUCAAGGCCAACAAACAGUGUUUGGAGCGCUCGACGAAAGUGGCCACAGAAGCGCUGUCUUCCAUCCGAACCGUCGCUUCUCU